Messenger RNA from Eucalyptus grandis, 645 nucleotides. RefSeq names its product putative receptor like protein 25. The record is from RefSeq and is a predicted model, not a curated record. The transcript has a single exon. NCBI's taxonomy places the organism in Eukaryota, Viridiplantae, Streptophyta, Magnoliopsida, Myrtales, Myrtaceae. Gene Ontology annotation, molecular function: protein binding. Bases 1 to 645 code for a protein of 214 amino acids.
AUGAAAGGGCAAGAUAUUGUGCUAGUGAAGAUCUUGACCAUCUUCACAACCCUUGACUUGUCAAACAAUUUUUUCCAAGGGGAUAUCCCAAUAGUUAUUGGACAUCUUCAAUCUCUCAUAGGCCUUAACCUUUCUCAUAAUCACUUCACAGGUUCCAUCCCUUUGACUCUAGGGGACUUGACUAAUCUUGAAUGGCUUGACCUUUCUUCGAAUAAGCUUAGUGGGGUAAUUCCUAGAAAAUUGGGAGAUUUGACAUUCCUUGGGUACUUAAACCUCUCAAAGAACCAACUCAUCGGUCAAAUUCCACAAGACAAGCAAUUAAGCACAUUUUCAAGUGACUCAUUUAGAGGAAAUCCAUGCUUAUGUGGAACUCCAUUGCCGACAGCAUGCCCUUGGGAUGCUCAACCUCCUCCACCAUCGUCUUCACCAUCUUUCAACCAUGAAGUGCAUGAGAGUUGGCUCAAACAGAAAGUAGUGUGGAUAGGUUAUGCUUCUGGAGUUGUAAUUGGGAUUUCCACAGCAUUCAUUGCAUUUGAAACAGGAAGGCCCAAAUGGCUUGCACGAGGUGUGAGCAUGCUGGAAAGAAAAGCAACCGAGUGGAAGGAGAAGCCAAAGUGGAUGGCCAACCAACUUCAUGGACAUUGA